Molecule: messenger RNA, 1109 nt
Organism: Aspergillus novofumigatus IBT 16806
Lineage: Eukaryota; Fungi; Ascomycota; Eurotiomycetes; Eurotiales; Aspergillaceae
Exons: 2
Coding region: 298-924 (208 amino acids)
Source: RefSeq, a predicted model, not a curated record
UCUGCACCCCCGCUCUUGGGCAAUCUUGGUUCGAUCUAUCAAACGCUAGCACGCCUUAACUUGUAAGUUAUCGAAGAUCUCAUAUCGAGUCAGAAACAUUUUCUGAAGUCCUUAUCGUUGACUAUCUCUGAGUUGCGUGAGGAAUUUCGCCUGAAAAUUUCCCCUUUGGGUCACUCAAAUUAACCUGCCGCGACUACGAUUGCAAAAUCCACAUCACUUGCCACGUCCAAUAUCAUAAUUGUUGCCCGACACACCGCUUCGACUAUUCUAUAAUUUACGAAUCCUAUCGUAUCAACUAUGGCCAAACGCUCUCGUGACGCCGAUGCCAAUCCGGAGGAAAAGCGGACCACAGAACCCCCAGUCAAGAAGAGGAAGGGCUUCUCAGUUGGUCCUGCAAACCUGCCUGAUGGCACCUAUCGUCGCAAAGCCCAAAAAAUAAAGUCCGACCUGAUCCAAAAGGCCAAAGUAAAAAAGGCCUAUGCCAAAAUCAAAGCCGAGGAACUUGCGUCAACACCCAAAAGACCCAUUUAUGCGACAGAGGAACAUGCGGAGGGUGAAAACGCCAACGGCGAUAACGUCGUCGAUCCUGCACCGGCGUCUUUGGAGCUACAUCCAGACCGACAGGCCAUGCUGAACGAGCCCGUGCCGGAACGACCACCCAGACCUGAACGGUCACAGGACCAUAACCCCCGUGAACGUCGGAACAGAAGAAAACCCAAGCCGUCCGCUUUCGCGAAGGAAAUGGAGAUUGCGGAGAAGCGCAGGAAAGAGGCGGAGAGGCGCAGAGAAGAGCGGGAGUUUAAAAUGAAAGAUCGCGAGGCCAUGGCUAGGGCGAAGAAGCCUGCUCCGGACGGCAAAAGAAGAUUGGGCCGGGAGAGCAAGGUCUUGCUUAAUAGGAUUCAACACAUAGUGGGUCAAACAUAGACACCAAUUUUGCACAUGGAGACGAAAACUAGAGGUGGUCCAACAAGAAGUCUUCCUUUCUAUGAUACCCAUUAGAUAUGUCGUUUACGGUUACUUGUCGAGUUUUCUGCGCACAUGUUUCACCUUUACAUGAAUUAUACCUUCAAUAUGCAGGAUGAUAACUAAGCUGCUUUAUGCCCUGUCCC